Molecule: messenger RNA, 1457 nt
Organism: Neltuma alba
Lineage: Eukaryota; Viridiplantae; Streptophyta; Magnoliopsida; Fabales; Fabaceae
Product: actin-11
Exons: 5
Coding region: 75-1208 (377 amino acids)
Source: RefSeq, a predicted model, not a curated record
UUCCAUUCUCACUCUCUCUUCCCUCUCUCUACAUCUCUUUCUCCAUCGCUCGGAAAUCCUUAAGAUAGCAGAAGAUGGCAGAUGCUGAGGAUAUUCAACCCCUUGUCUGUGAUAAUGGGACCGGAAUGGUCAAGGCUGGAUUUGCUGGAGAUGAUGCCCCACGUGCUGUGUUUCCCAGCAUUGUAGGUCGUCCUCGUCACACUGGUGUGAUGGUUGGCAUGGGCCAAAAGGAUGCAUAUGUCGGUGAUGAGGCACAAUCUAAGAGGGGUAUUCUUACUCUCAAGUACCCAAUUGAGCAUGGAAUUGUCAGCAACUGGGAUGAUAUGGAAAAGAUUUGGCAUCAUACCUUCUAUAAUGAGCUUCGUGUUGCCCCAGAAGAGCACCCAGUGCUUUUAACUGAGGCUCCACUUAAUCCCAAGGCUAAUCGUGAGAAGAUGACUCAAAUUAUGUUUGAGACUUUCAACACCCCUGCUAUGUAUGUAGCCAUUCAAGCUGUUCUUUCACUGUAUGCUAGUGGUCGUACAACUGGUAUUGUGUUGGACUCUGGUGACGGUGUCAGUCACACAGUUCCUAUCUAUGAGGGUUAUGCUCUCCCUCAUGCCAUCCUUCGUCUUGACCUGGCUGGUCGCGACCUUACUGAAUACAUGAUGAAAAUUCUGACUGAACGUGGGUAUUCUUUUACCACCUCAGCAGAGCGGGAAAUUGUUAGAGAUGUGAAGGAAAAGCUAGCUUACAUUGCCCUUGACUAUGAGCAAGAGCUAGAGACAGCCAAGACCAGCUCUGCAGUGGAGAAGAGCUAUGAGUUGCCUGAUGGUCAGGUCAUCACUAUUGGUGCUGAACGUUUCAGAUGUCCGGAGGUUUUGUACCAGCCAUCUUUGAUUGGAAUGGAAGCCGCAGGCAUUCAUGAGACAACAUACAACUCCAUUAUGAAGUGUGAUGUUGAUAUUAGGAAAGACUUGUAUGGUAACAUUGUCCUCUCCGGGGGUUCAACCAUGUUCCCAGGCAUUGCUGAUAGAAUGAGCAAGGAGAUCUCUGCAUUGGCCCCAAGUAGUAUGAAGAUCAAGGUAGUUGCACCACCUGAGAGGAAGUACAGUGUCUGGAUUGGUGGUUCGAUUUUGGCAUCCCUGAGCACCUUCCAACAGAUGUGGAUUGCAAAGGCAGAGUAUGAUGAAUCUGGACCAUCCAUUGUGCACAGAAAAUGCUUCUAAAAUGUGAGAAUAUGGUAUGUGUCCUGAGGAAGAUUUGCAGCUUGCAGCCUAUUCAAUGUAGCUUUGUUGUCCUUUCAUGUUCUCAUGUUGGAGUGAUGACUGAGAAGGCGGGGAUUUUAUUUUCACAUUUUCACGAUGGUCCAAUUCUUUUAGUAUUGUAUACUUUGACAAGAUUUUGAUUGGUAACUCUGCGUCUGAAUUAGCUGGAAUUUCCUAAUACACUUGCUUCCCAUGUGCGUCCUUUGCUAA